Molecule: messenger RNA, 2345 nt
Organism: Pomacea canaliculata
Lineage: Eukaryota; Metazoa; Mollusca; Gastropoda; Architaenioglossa; Ampullariidae
Product: eukaryotic translation initiation factor 4H-like
Exons: 8
Coding region: 50-1048 (332 amino acids)
Molecular function (GO): RNA binding
Source: RefSeq, a predicted model, not a curated record
CGCUCUGCGUGAGAAAAAAAAAAAAAAAUGCCCACAGUAGGGAGCAUCCAUGAUAACUGCAGGCUUUCCUGUCGCGUGGUGCGCAUGCGCUACCGGAAAGAGCCUGAAGUUUUACUUCAACAUGGCUGACUACGAUAACCGCGGUGAUUAUGAUGAUCGAGGCUAUGGAUCAUUUGAGGGAAGUAGGCGGGGUGGAGGUGGCUUUGGAGGGGGCAGCAGUGGCUUUGGCAGCAGUAGCUUUGGAGGUGGUGGAGGAGGAGGUGGCCGUGGAGGAAGAGCAAGCAAGCUAAUCCCUUCUGACGGCCCGUACACUGUGUAUGUGGGUAACUUGCCCCAAGGUAUCGUGCAGGGUGAUCUGGAGCUCAUCUUCAAGGACCUCAAGGUCAAAAGUGUCAGAUUAGUGCGAGACAAGGAAACUGACAAAUUCAAAGGUUUUGCAUAUGUGGAGUUUGAUGAUCCAGACUCAUUACGAGAAGCUCUGACAUAUGAUGGUGCACUUUUUGAAGACAGAAACUUACGGGUAGACAUUGCUGAAGGCAGGAAAAAUGAGCGCGGUGGACGUGGAAGAGGUGGAGAUAGGGGAGGCCGAGGUGGUGGGCGUGGAAGUUGGAGUGGUCAAGGGGGAGAUUUCCGUGGAGGCAGCAAUGACUAUGGUGGUUUUAGUGACCGAGGAACACGCGGUGCUCGUGGUGGAUUCCGUGGUGGUGACCGUGGUGGUGACCGUGGUGGUGACCGAGGGUAUGACCGUGGUUCAGAGAGAGGCACGGGUGGAUAUGGGGGACGAGAAGGUCGUGGAUCCUUCGACAGACGGUCUAGGAGAGAUAGUGGUGGAGGUGGUGCCACCGAGUUCCGUGAACCAUCUCCUGAGUCUGCUGCUAGACGCCCAAAGUUGAAGCUUUUGCCUCGUUCUGUUGACAAACCCUUAAAUGCACCUGUAGAUACAGAACGCAAUGCAAGCAUAUUUGGCACCGGGAAACCCCGAGAUGAAGCCAAAGGGGAAGGUUCAUUCAAUCGUAGUCGAAACGCCAGUGAGAGUAGUCAACACUGAGUCACCAUGGGAAAGAUCUACAAGUGUAUCAUGUCUAAUUUUGGGUGCAGCUAAACCUGUGGCAAGUUUAUCCUUAACCUUUGUCCUGUGUACACCACCACACUGUCUGGCAAAGAGACAACUUGAACAUUUUUCUUGUUGUGCCAAUCUGAUUGGUGGCUUGGCUGCUUAUUUCAGGAUUCUCUCUUUGAUGGAGAGAGCAUUGCCAUGCAGUGAUUAAGGGUUAUCAUUUGUGUAGUGCUUAAUUGUCAAGAUGCAUUUUUUUGGGUUUUCUGUCUGGAGCCAGAGUUGACUUGGUUGUCUUUGUUGAUUCAUUUGUUUGUUCACACCCAUCAUAGAGCAUAGUGUUCAAUAGUGUAUGUCACCAUCUGUGUGCUGAGUAUGGAUGAAGGAUGAAUCUUGUGAGAUUCUCUCAUCUUUUUUAAAGUCCACUUUUUCUCUUGGUCUAGUAAACCUUUUAUGGUUAGGCUUUGUAUUUGGUGUGAAGGUAUGUUGGAGAGCAUUUUACCUUUUAACCAUUAGCGCAGUGGCUUUCAGAUCCCAGCAGUAAAACUUUUUUAAAAAAUCCCUCAGAAUUUGCUUUAUCUAGCACAAAGAAGUGUGCAUGACAUGUAUUCCUGUCUCAGUGUUAGCAUUUGGAACAGCUGUUGAUUUCUCAAAGACAGGGGUGCCCAAAGGUUUUGUGGUUGGAGUCUGCAGAACCUUAUGUGUUCCACAAUGCCUGAGGUGUUUGUGAAUGGGUCUGUUCUGAUUGCAUACUGACAGACAGCCAGGACAGGGUUAAUCUGUUUUGAAUGGUUGUAAUGCAGGCCAUGCUAGAGCUGUACAUUUCUGUGAAAUAUGACAUAGAUUAAAAGAAAAUGAUGUAUUCUUUUCUCAUCUGUCACUCAUGUACUUUCUGUUGGUUUUGACUUUAUAUUGGUUCCACCCUAUCCCCCAAGCUAUUGCAGGCCAGACAUGUCUUGUCACCUACUUUAGGUACCCCUGACUAUGGCCUGGAGACGGAGAAACUUCUCAGCUGCUACAAUCUGACGAUGCUACACACUUAUUCUUUUUCUUCCCCUGUCCUCCAACUCCAUCCCUUGUAAGUUUUAGAAAUUUGGCGUUUGGGUUAUGAAUACAAGAGCUAAUUUAAGAAAACACUUGGCAUAUUAUGUGUAAUUAGAGAACUAGGACAGGUUUGUAUUUGUAUGUUUACAUCAUGAAUGCUUCUACUUGUCAAGUGUGACAUUGUUUAUUGGAAUUAAAAUGUUGAGGAAGUUGUGAAAUGAAAUGGCCAGCAUGGUCAUAUGCCAAA